AUGGGUCUCGUUAGUUUGAAUUUUGGUUGGCAUGAUGYGAGUAAUACUUGUGAAGAUGCACUCAAACGCUCUACCAAUCUAUGCCAACGAUGGAAGCAAGAUGGAUUGUGUGGAGAGGCAAAAGUAAGAGCCUUCUGUUCAGAAUCCUGUAAUCUCUGCCAAAAUGAAGGAACUUCUGGUGAAAACGAAAACGAUGCUCCCAGCAAAUAUCUUGGUUGUUUCAAUGACGGCGUGAAGUCGGAACUCAAACUGAUGUCCCUUCGUUUUCCGAUCACUGUACGAAGUUGUGUCGGAGCUUGUCGGCUGAACAACUUCAGAUACGCUGGUCUUCGUGCUGGCAAGUACUGCAUGUGUGGCAAUGAUUAUGGGUCGUAUGGUGAGGUGUUGAAGCGAGAUGRAUGCUCAAAGACGUGUGGUGGUAGGGAACCCUGUGGUGGAAGUAUGGAGAAUGCUUUGUACAGAGCA
This is a messenger RNA of Actinia tenebrosa (Australian red waratah sea anemone), 465 nucleotides long. RefSeq lists its product as uncharacterized. The record is from RefSeq and is a predicted model, not a curated record. NCBI's taxonomy places the organism in Eukaryota, Metazoa, Cnidaria, Anthozoa, Actiniaria, Actiniidae. Gene Ontology annotation, cellular component: plasma membrane.